Molecule: messenger RNA, 1777 nt
Organism: Balaenoptera ricei (Rice's whale)
Lineage: Eukaryota; Metazoa; Chordata; Mammalia; Artiodactyla; Balaenopteridae
Gene: WIPI1
Product: WD repeat domain, phosphoinositide interacting 1
Exons: 12
Coding region: 88-1686 (532 amino acids)
Biological process (GO): protein localization to phagophore assembly site; protein lipidation; nucleophagy
Cellular component (GO): extrinsic component of membrane; phagophore assembly site membrane; cytosol
Molecular function (GO): phosphatidylinositol-3-phosphate binding; protein binding; phosphatidylinositol-3,5-bisphosphate binding
Source: RefSeq, a predicted model, not a curated record
ACAACCCGGCCCGCGGGGCCGGCGCCAGCGGGCUGCUGAGGUGGCUGUCCCCCGCUCGGAGCGGCGGCUUCCCGGGUCGAGCCCCUGAUGGAGGCCGGGGCCCCAGACGGCCCCUCGGGCGGGGUCGAGGAGGCGCUCAGCUGCUUCUCUUUCAACCAGGACUGCACAUCCCUCGCGAUUGGAACCAAAUCUGGUUAUAAGCUGUUUUCUUUGAGUUCUGUGGAGCAGCUUGACCACGUCCAUGGAAGCAAUGACAUCCCCGACGUCUGCAUCGUGGAGCGCCUCUUCUCCAGCAGCCUCGUGGUGGUCGUGAGCCGCACGAAGCCUCGCCAGAUGAACGUGUACCACUUCAAGAAGGGCACGGAGAUCUGCAGCUACGGCUACUCCAGUAACGUCUUGUCCGUCAGGCUGAACCGGCAGAGGCUGCUCGUUUGCCUGGAGGAGUCCAUUUACAUUCACAACAUUAAGGACAUGAAGCUUUUGAAGACCAUCCUGGAUAUUCCUCCAAACCCGACAGGUCUGUGUGCCCUGUCCAUCAACCAUUCCAAUUCCUACGUGGCCUAUCCUGGGAGCCGGACGACAGGCGAGAUCGUGCUCUACGACGGACACGCCCUGAAGACAGUCUGCACCAUUGCUGCCCACGAGGGGGCGCUGGCCGCCAUUGCCUUCAACGCCUCGGGCUCCAGACUGGCCAGCGCCUCGGAGAAAGGCACUGUCAUCCGGGUGUUCUCGGUUCCCGAUGGGCAGAAGCUCUAUGAGUUUCGGAGAGGCAUGAAAAGGUACGUGACGAUCAGCUCUCUGGCUUUCAGCAUGGACUCGCAACUCCUCUGUGCUUCAAGCAACACGGAGACUGUACACAUCUUCAAGCUGGAGCACCUCGCCAACAGCCAACCAGAGGAGCCCUCGACCUGGACCAGCUACGUGGGAAAGAUGUUCAUGGCUGCGACCAACUACCUCCCCACCCAGGUGUCCGACAUGAUGAACCAGGACAGGGCCUUUGCCACCGGGCGCCUGGGCUUCUCUGGGCACAGGAACAUCUGCACCCUCUCUACGAUCCAGAAGCUGCCGAGGCUCCUGGUGGCAUCAUCCAGUGGACACCUUUACAUCUACAACUUGGACCCUCAGGAUGGAGGAGACUGCGUCUUAAUCAAGACCCACAGCUUGCUUGGCUCAGGAACUGCCGACGAGAAUAAAGAAAAUGACCUCAGACCUUCAUUACCUCAGUCUUAUGCAGCAACUGUAGCCAGACCAAGCCCAUCUGCAGCCUCCACGGUGCCAGAUAAUCUUGUGCCGCGGCGAUCAGAAGGGCAAAACGAAGCAGUCCUGAUGAGCAGCAAGACCGCCCCCGCCAGGCGGUUUUGGAGACGCCGGGGAAGGCGGACGCGAGGCGUGCGGUUGUGUGAGCAGAACGGGGGGUCAGGAACCCGGGACGCGGCUCGCUGCCCAGCAGGCUCUUCUCAGCCCCGGUGGCCGGUGGGCGCGGGAGCUGCUGCGAACCCACGUCCUGCCGUUGUCGCAAGUGUGUCCCAGCCAGAGCGUCCACGUGGACGAACCAUCUUGGUCUAUAACCCUAAUUUUAUAUUACAAAGAGCAUCCUUUCGAAAGCGUAUGCUGCGUAAAAAUGUACUUACAGGAGAAUCCCUCUGGACGGUAUUUCUUGUAUAUGACAUAGAGAGGCUAUUUUAGCCAGGCAAAAGGUUUUUGCAGUGAUUGGAAUAAAUCAUUUAUGACCUUUCAGUCCCAUUUAGGACACUGAUAAUAAAACCAUGGCAAUCUC